AGGGGCCGCUUUGUUGACAGGAACUGUGUGGAACAGAAAUACCAUCAACUCCUUGUAAUUUAGACCGAUACAGCCUUGGUUCUGGGACCUCUUGGAGGUACGUGGACCUGAAUUAUGCGUUUAAAGCUCGACGUGGGGCAAACAUGCAAUGGAGGUCGCUAGUAAUUGGGUUGGUCGUGUUGAGACUUUCUGUUAGCUGCGUCCUGUGGCUAGCUUUCGGAUUGGGACCGAACCUUAGCUUGGGUUUCAACUUCCAUUUGAAUUUUAACUUGCACAAACUAGACCUGCUGUUCAGGGAGGAUAAAGACACCGAGUCAAAGGAUAACUCCUGGUCUCAGCGAAUCCACGGCCCCAAGUAUGAGGAGACGGCGACCACCUGCGCCAAGGCUGGAGGAGAGCAGACCUCCAAGAAGAAGAAGUCUUAUCUCCGGCUGUUCGAUGGCAGUAAGGACGAGUACGCCCGGAGAUACAGCGCCUUCCCGGACGCGCUCAAAAGCCAAAUGAAAGAAAUGGCCAGAGAAAUGUUUUAUUUCGGAUACGACAAUUACAUGAAAUAUGCCUUUCCGGAGGACGAGCUGAAUCCCAUUGACUGUGAGGGGAGAGGUCCAGACGUGCUGAACCCAUCAAACAUCAACAUAAAUGACGUUUUGGGGAACUACUCUCUGACCCUCAUCGACGCCUUGGACACCCUCCUGGUGCUGGGGAAUGUGUCGGAGUUCCAGAGAGCUGUCAAACUGGUUAUAGACACCGUCUCGUUUGACAAAGACUCGACGGUGCAAGUUUUUGAGGCAAACAUCAGGAUUCUGGGAAGCCUCAUCUCAGCACACAUUCUCCUGACUGACCCAAAGCAACCGUUUGGACAGGUGAGCUUUGAAGGUUAUGAUAAUGAGCUGCUGCACUUGGCCCAUGACCUGGCCGUCCGCCUGCUGCCUGCCUUCGAGCACACCGACACCGGCAUUCCCUACCCCAGGGUGAACCUGAAGACUGGCGUUCCUCCUGACAGCAUCAAUGAGACGUGCACAGCAGGAGCGGGGUCUCUGCUGGUGGAGUUUGGGAUUUUGAGCCGUUUGAUUGGAGACUCGACGUUCGAAUGGGUAGCGAGACGAGCGGUCAGAGCUCUGUGGAGUCUACGAAGCAACGAGACGGGUCUGCUGGGAAAUGUGAUUAAUAUCCAAACGGGCCAGUGGGUCGGCAAGCAGAGUGGGCUUGGAGCUGGUAUGGACUCCUUCUAUGAGUACUUGCUGAAGUCGUACAUCCUCUUUGGCGAGAAGGAGGACUACCAAAUGUUUCAAGCUGCUUAUGAAAGUAUCCAGAACCACUUGAGAAGAGGGCGAGACUCGUGCAAUGAGGGAGAGGGCGACCCGCCUCUCUACGUCAACGUGAACAUGUACAGCGGUGAAAUCAUGAACACCUGGAUCGACUCCCUUCAAGCCUUUUUUCCUGGACUUCAGGUGCUGAAUGGAGACGUCGAUAACGCCAUUUGCCUGCACGCUUUUUAUUACGCCAUCUGGAAGCGCUUUGGCGCUCUGCCGGAGAGAUAUAACUGGCAGCUGCAGGCUCCCGACGUGCUCUUCUACCCUUUAAGGCCGGAGCUGGUGGAGUCGACUUACCUGCUGUACCAGGCAACCAAAAACCCUUUCUAUUUGCACGUUGGAAUGGACAUUAUGCAGAGCCUGGAGCAAAAUACCAAAGUCAGAUGUGGAUAUGCAACUCUUCACCAUGUGGUGGAGAAAUCCAAAGAGGAUCGCAUGGAGAGCUUUUUCCUCAGCGAGACCUGCAAAUACCUUUACCUGCUUUUUGAUGAGGACAACCCACUUCACAAAUCUGGCCACAAGUACCUCUUCACCACCGAGGGUCACAUCGUGCCUAUAGACAAGCGCUUCAGGGAGAAGCAGUGGGACGACCUGUUCCCGUGCGAGGAGGGAGCGCUGGCAGAACCGGAGUCGACCCACCUAUCGCAUCCAAGCAACAUCAGCAACUGUAACCGGAUCCCGGUAGAGCAGCGGUUUGCGCUGCCGUUAAAAAGCGUCUACAUGAGACAGAUCGACCACAUGGUGGGACUUUUUUGAGGAAGAGUUUCAGUUCCGAUCCUCUACUGAGCCAAGAAGAGACCCUCUGUGUUUUUAAACGUGCUGCUUUGACUCUUGAAGAGGUGUAACACGUCAGACGGGAGGACCAUCACACAUUCGCUGGAACAGCUUGAAGUCAACCGUUGGAAAAAGUCGUCAUUUGUUUAGAUCUUGAACUGAGAUGAAGAGAAGGGCGAGUGUGUUCUUACAGAGUGUUUUGUGUGGAAGCAUUUUAAAAUUACAGCUGGGCUGUGAAUCUUUUUUUUUGUUUUAUUUUUAAAGCUAACAGUGCCAUCAAACUUUACAAAGAUGAAACGCAAAGCCUGUAAAUCUCUUCAAAAAUGUCUUAACAGCUUGUGCCUCCUGGCUGAUCAAUCAGCUGAUCAGUGUAUUCACAUAAGGGCUUCAUAUGAACAAUGUUAGUGAAACCCCAUUUCUCUGAUUUUUAGCAAAAUCAUAAUUGUGGCCAAAUCCAUCUUUUUUAGCUAAAAACUACACACACUUUGGUUUUUCAAGAUCUUAACUGAACCAAACACUACGGUUAACCGCAACACCUUAACCAGGUUAGUCACACUUGUGUUUCGUAGAGAUGUGUGACGUUUAGGAUAAAUCUUAAGUGCCUUGUAUUUUUCUUGGGUUCGUCUCAAAGCUGUGUAUUAAAUGAGGGUCUUUGAGGACACUCAUGAUAUCGAACAAUAAUGUCAUUCCUUUAGUAUGCACAAUGUUACACUCUCCUGUUUGUGAUUCAACAGCCAUAGAAUGUGUUCUUUUAAAAUUAAGAUUAUUUGUUUUAAUAAGUCUGCUGCAUUGUUCCUAAUUUGAUGUUUUUCUGAAGUGCAUAUCAUAAUUAAAUGACAAGUAAAAACUCAGGGUUUGUUCAAAAAAACAAAAAAUGAUGUUUUCAUUAAAAAUUAUUUUUUUUCUAUAUA
Messenger RNA from Oryzias melastigma (Indian medaka), 2998 nucleotides. It is a transcript of the gene edem1, whose product is annotated as ER degradation enhancer, mannosidase alpha-like 1. Gene Ontology annotation, cellular component: membrane; endoplasmic reticulum. Bases 144 to 2069 code for a protein of 641 amino acids. NCBI's taxonomy places the organism in Eukaryota, Metazoa, Chordata, Actinopteri, Beloniformes, Adrianichthyidae. The transcript has 12 exons. Gene Ontology annotation, biological process: carbohydrate metabolic process; mannose trimming involved in glycoprotein ERAD pathway; endoplasmic reticulum mannose trimming. The record is from RefSeq and is a predicted model, not a curated record. Gene Ontology annotation, molecular function: calcium ion binding; mannosyl-oligosaccharide 1,2-alpha-mannosidase activity.